Messenger RNA from Nasonia vitripennis (jewel wasp), 1425 nucleotides. Its product is annotated as glyoxylate reductase/hydroxypyruvate reductase-like. Gene Ontology annotation, cellular component: cytosol. Gene Ontology annotation, molecular function: glyoxylate reductase (NADPH) activity; NAD binding; hydroxypyruvate reductase [NAD(P)H] activity. Lineage: Eukaryota; Metazoa; Arthropoda; Insecta; Hymenoptera; Pteromalidae. The transcript is spliced from 6 exons. The coding region runs from base 328 to 1227 and encodes 299 amino acids. The record is from RefSeq and is a predicted model, not a curated record.
CGAUUCUAGUCGCCUGGUACUCGUAACGUUCUCGGGUGAUGACUCGCGUUUAUUCGCCCGACGUCGGAGCUUAUAGCUUACACUCCUGUACAUUAUAAUAUACCUAUAGGUAUACCUACGCGAAGUCGUGUUCGUCGAGCUUUGCAGAUAAUUUCUUUUCAUCUUGAAGGAGCUAAAUACUAAGUAUAGGUGCAGUAGGUGAGAUGUGGGGCUGCAAGCACACUAUACUUCUACAUCAGUCAAUUCUUUAAAUCAUAUGACUUACUGAUAACUUUAUCGGUUUAUGUAGCGGCGCGAGGCAUAGCUCAGAGCCGCGACAACCGUCUCAUGUACUCCUGUUCGCUGUGCGAUGUAACAAUAUUAAAGCCCAACUGGCCUACAGAAGCCGAAGUUUUGAAAGUUUUGCCCGAAUAUGACGCUCUUCUGGGAAAGCUCCAUAUCGACACAGAUUUUCUCAACGCUGCGGGAAGCAAGCUGAAGAUAAUCUCGACACCGUCGGCCGGCUAUGACCACAUGAACAUCCAGGAAAUAAAGAAGCGCGGCAUCAAAGUCGGACAUGCGCCGAAGGUCUUGUCGGGAGCAGUCGCCGAAACCGCGGUUUUCCUGCUAUUGGGUGCAGCCAGGCGCGCUCAUGAGGGUCGACUGCUACUAGAACAAGGAAAAGUCGAAAAUGGAUUCCAGUGGCUGUUGGGCCACGAUUUGCGCAACAAAACCGUUGGAAUCGUUGGUCUCGGCAACAUUGGCGAGGAAAUCGUCAAGAGACUGAAGCCCUUCGAGAUUAAAAAGUUCUUCUACACCGGUCAUUCAAGGAAGAAAGCCGGUGAUGAUCUUGGUGCUGAAUUUGUAAACCUGGACACCCUCUUGAAGGAGAGCGACUUUGUGAUUUCUUGCGUGCCUCUGACUCCGGAAACCGACAAAAUGUUCAGCGAUGAUGCUUUCAAGAAAAUGAGAAAGACUUCCGUCUUCGUGAACAUCGGGAGAGGUAAAACCGUCGAUACAGAUGCUCUCGUUAGGGCAUUGAAAAACCAGACGAUCUUCGCCGCUGGUCUCGAUGUCACCGAGCCAGAACCACUUCCCGUCGGCCACGAACUCUUGAAACUUCCCAACGCCGUGAUCAUCCCACACAUGGGCAGUCAAACUGUGGAAACCCGAAACGACAUGGCGCUCGCGGCCGCUCAAAAUAUACUUAACGGUCUCGAGGGCAAGACUUUGCUGUACGAGCUGUGAUUAACUAUAUUUUGAGAUUAUCCAUCAAACUUUUGUAUUUACAGAGAGCCAUGGUCAGAGCACAAUGCGCUUACUUUUUGCUACAAGUAUAUCCGUAAUAUUUUUCUAAAUUCUUUCCAUUAAUAUCAAUUAUCAUGUGUAUGCAAAAUUUAUAAAGCAAAAAAAAACGUUAAAUAUAUCAUAUGUUUUUAAAAAUAA